UUUCAUUUGGGAAGCAAAGACAGCGCAGUAGACGUAAAUCAACUGAUUAAGAUGCUAAAGUCAGCGAUUUGGCUGUUGUGGGUUGCAGCAAUGCCCAUGGUCAUCCAUUCCACAUCCGCCAGUUGGGGCACCGCCCUCAAGCCAAUUACAAACAGCAGCAGCGACACCAUCACCCCAAACCCAAAUCUGAUAACUACAAGCCGUGGCUCUAGCACCAGGCCGAGUUACAUUACAACUCUAACGGCUAAAAAAAUGGAACAACUGCUGCCGAUGGUCAUCAACACGUGGAAUAUGUCGGAAGCCAAUGAGAUGGCCUGGCGCAUUCUUCAGCAGUCGGAGGGAGGUGUGCGCCAGACCCGCAAUGCUGUCGUCGAGGGUGUCACGAGGUGCGAGGAGUUGCAGUGUUUCCAUUCCGUUGGCUAUGGCGGGUCACCCGACGAACGAGGCGAGACGACCCUCGAUGCUAUGGUCAUGGAUGGGGGCCUCAUGGAUGUGGGCGCUGUGGGCGGAUUGCGGAACAUUAAGGAGGCUAUACGUGUGGCGAGAUUUGUGCUGGAGCACACAUCGCACACACUUCUCGUGGGUCAGUCUGCAACGGACUUUGCCGUAUCGAUGGGUUUUCGCACCUCUUCCCUUGUGACGCCCUGGUCACAUGACGAAUGGGAGAAGUGGAAGGCGAAAAAUUGCCAACCGAAUUGCUGGCUCAAUGUUAAUCCCGAUCCGAAGCUAUCGUGUGGUCCCUAUGUGCCCAAGGCGACGCCUCUGACACGCUGGAAGGAGGAUCGGGCGCGAAACGAGUAUGAGAUUGGGGAAAAUAAUCACGAUACCAUCGGCAUGAUAGCAAUCGAUGUAGAGAACCAGAUACAUACGGGCACCUCGACCAAUGGCAUGACGCAUAAGAUACCCGGCCGUGUGGGUGAUUCACCCAUAGUGGGUGCCGGCAGUUAUGCGGAUAAUGAAGUCGGUGCGGCUGUGGCCACGGGAGAUGGCGAUGUUAUGAUGCGUUUCCUGCCCUCGCUGCUCGCCGUCGAGGCAAUGCGGAAUGGCAAAUCGCCCCAAGAAGCAGCCGAGUUGGGCAUAAAACGCAUUGCAAAAUAUUACAAGGAUUUCAUUGGCGCUGUCAUCGCCGUGAAUCGUUUGGGGCAAUAUGCAGCCGCCUGUUACGGCAUACCGGAGUUCCCCUAUAUGAUCAGCAAUCCGACGCACACGGUCAGCGUGCAGACGGUCAAAUGUUUACCGUAUGUACAUGUGGAGCCUUUGCCAAAAAGUUAGAUAUAAUUCCAAAAAAAUGUAAUUGUCGCAGAACAAGAACACAUAUAAGGGAAUAAACAAAAUGAUGGAAU
Messenger RNA from Drosophila grimshawi, 1343 nucleotides. RefSeq names its product putative N(4)-(beta-N-acetylglucosaminyl)-L-asparaginase GH22932. Gene Ontology annotation, biological process: protein deglycosylation. The record is from RefSeq and is a predicted model, not a curated record. Gene Ontology annotation, cellular component: lysosome. The coding region runs from base 52 to 1272 and encodes 406 amino acids. The transcript has a single exon. Lineage: Eukaryota; Metazoa; Arthropoda; Insecta; Diptera; Drosophilidae. Gene Ontology annotation, molecular function: N4-(beta-N-acetylglucosaminyl)-L-asparaginase activity.